AUGGCUGCCAGCUCUGUCCACUCAACUGUCCGUUUCUGUCCCAAGCUCAAGGGGUGCCAUGAUCCAUCAGCUCUGAGUCUACCCAAUAACCAUCGUCCCAAGGAUCUCAUCGAGGGACGAAGGAUGGGGUGGGGAACUGCAAACUUGACUUCUGAGGCGGGCGCUCUGCAGCCCAAAGUCAGUCAGAACCCAAUUGCUAAUCAAGCAAAGCUUUCGAGCACCUUAUGA
Molecule: messenger RNA, 228 nt
Organism: Fusarium venenatum
Lineage: Eukaryota; Fungi; Ascomycota; Sordariomycetes; Hypocreales; Nectriaceae
Source: RefSeq, a predicted model, not a curated record